GGCAAGAUACUCCCCGGCCACCAACCCUUAUUUUCACAGAGCUUGUGUGUUUUGACAACAGGCCUGGUGGCUGCCAGUGGGUUGGGAUGGAGAACCAAGGAGUGAAAUCCAGCAACCUUUAACCGGAGGGCCAUGCGUGUUGGACUGCGGCCACGCAGUGGUUGCCUGGUGCUCUGUCUGUGCCUGUCAGCUGUCACUUUGCUGCUGCAGAGCCUGUGGGUGCCACAUGAGAUGACUAAGGAUGAACCUGCUGGGAGGUCACCGGAGGAGCAGGGUCAGCGCGGUCUCGGCGUUCGUAGACUGGCUCUGCGUUUGGAGGCUCUGAGCACUCAGGUGCAGAGGCUGAGCAGAGAGAGGGAUGUGACCCAGCUGAGCAGAGAGGAUCUCAGUGUGAUACUGCAGAGCUUCAGACAGGACCAGAAAGGUCUGGCCCGCUUGGUGGAGAAGGAGCUAAUGCGAGUGUCCCAGAAGCUGGAUCAGCUCAGCCGUAGUCACCAGCGUCACCAUCGCUCUCACACUCCAGCGCCACAUGACGACCUCAGAGCGCACAGAGGGCCCAGUGAGUGUGAGGUGCCAGUGGACGCUGCGUAUCCGGUCUGUGCCGAAAAAGUGGAGUUCCUGCAGGUACGCUGGCAGUCAGACCCCUGCUAUGCUUUUUAUGGGGUGGAUGGCACCACCUGCUCCAUCUUGACUUACCUCAGCCAAAUAGAAGAUUUUUGUCCUCCACGCUUUGGAAGGAACCACUCGGCGCUGCCAUGGCACAGGAAACCUCACUCCAAUCCAGAGAAGGCUGCGAUACGUACGUCUCUGAACCAACUGUACAAGGUCAUCGGCAACAGCAGCAGUGGUCCUGCAUUAAACUUCAUCAGGUCCAGAGUGGAGAGGAUGUCUGAGCGGUGGGUACAGGCUGGUGUGAGGAUGAGGCAGAGCAGCAACAGGACGGUUGCGAGGCGGGUGCUCCUUUAUCCCGGUGCCCUGGCUGGAAGUGCUGGUCAGCGUUUUGAAGCCAUGGUGGAGAGAGGGGGUCCUUUGGGCGAGCUGGUCCAAUGGGCCGACCUCAGCGCUUGUCUGACAAUCCUGGGCCACAAUGUCAAUCUCAGCACGUCACAGCGCCAACUCCACAGCCUGAUAGGUGCUGCUCCAGGCCGAGGCAGUUGUCCAAUCCAGAGGCCGCUACCCUUCGACCUCGUCUACACGGACUACCAUGGCCUCGCUCACCUUCAGGGAGCCAUGGGACUGGCCUUCCAGCAUUACCAAUGCCGCUUCAGAAUCCUGGACUCUUUUGGCACCGAACCGGCUUUUAACUUGGAGAGUUACGCAAAUAGCCAUGGAUACAAAACAUUGUGGGGCAGAUGGGGUCUCCGGCCUCUGCAGUACAUGACUAUGUUCCCUCACACUCCUGAUAACUCCUUCCUGGGCUUUGUGAGCGAGGAGGCAGUGAGGGCGGAUGUAAGAGAGGAGGAGCUGGAGCCUGAGACCUACAGGAAAGACAGGAUGGCAGUCGUCUAUGGUAAACAGGACUACAUGUGGCAGGGUAAAUCGGAGUAUGUGGAGGCAAUAAGCGAGGAGCUGGAGACCCACGCCACGGUCUACCAGCCUCCAGGUCACUCGUCUAAUCUGCCCAGCUUCAUCAGAAACCACGGCCUGCUGAGUCAGGAACACUUCCUACGACUUCUCCGCAGAGCCAAGGUGUUUGUAGGUCUUGGUUUCCCCUAUGAGGGUCCAGCUCCUAUUGAGGCAAUAGCCCUGGGCUGCAUCUUCCUUCAGCCCAAAUUUGACCCACCACACUCAUCAGACAACAAUGACUUCUACAAGGGCAAACCCACUUCAAGACAGAUCUCCUCCCAGCACCCUUAUGCUGAGGAGUUCAUUGGUCGACCUCAUGUGUGGACCGUGGACACGGCCAACAGGACCGAUGUACAGGAGGUGCUCAAAGCUAUUUUAAGCACUGAGGUGAAACCUUUCACCCCCCGAGAGUUCACCUGUGAGGGGAUGCUGGAGCGGGUUCGUGGUUAUAUCACCCACCAGGACUUCUGCAGUAAAUCUGUCCCUACGUGGCCACCGGAGAGCGCUCUGAGGAUGCACCUAGGUCCCCUGGGCCAAUCGUGUGUUAGUGUGUGUCGACGCUCCUCCCUGGUGUGUGAGCCUGCUCUGUUUCACCACCUCAACAGUCCCUCUGCGUUUACCAGGCUUGGACUAGGUUGCGCCAGCAUGGGGCAGGAAGUCAACCAUCUUUUUCCAGCCUACAACCCUUGGGGCCGACACUGUGGUCUUCAGCAGGAGCCUCUACUGUUCAGUUGUGCCGGCUCUGACCCUUCCCACCGCAGACUGUGUCCCUGCAGAGCUCACCUGCCUGGACAGGUGGCGCUGUGCCCUGACUGCAUCUAAACACUGAAAGAACUCUGGAAGUAAACACCAAAGAGCCAUCUGGAGUACAUGUUGUAUAGGUAAAGAAUUGAUCUCAACUAUAGACUGGCUGGCUGCACUAUAGGUCAUAAACCCCACCAUCUCCAUGUUAGUGGAUGGGACGUCGACCAAAAGAAAAAGUCAUAUUCAUGUGAAAUACAUUUUUCUCAAGGAUGUUUUUUGUCGUUUUAGGUAGUAGAUAUGUUUAAGUGUUCAUGUGACAGCCAGCAACCAAGAUCUCUGAUUCAAGGGCCCUGAGUUUGGCAUUGUUUGCAUUGUGGCGCAAUCUAUGCAGCACCUGGAAGUAUAGCACCUUCUCUGGCUUCCCGCUGUACCAGGAAUGAACUGCUGUCAACCAAACAGUCCUUCUCCAUAUGUGUGGGCUGGUUGCUUUGCACUGAAUGGUCAUUAACAUUUUAUUAUAGUGAUCAGGCUGCAUGCAAGUGUGAUUUUGCACCAUAAAGCCCAUUCAGACUCUGGCUACAAAUUACGUUAUUGCCGCGAGAUGAUCUUCAUGUUUUGGAAUAUUUUGGCUUCGUUUCUGGAUAGAAGGAGGAAAUGGAGGCGGGUUGUAAAUCUUUAUUUACAGUCUAUGAUCUCAACCAAAGAAAAAGCAAACUGUCCUGCCAACGCUGAAUUGUGUGGUCUUGUUGGCUUACUUAGGCUGAAGGUGAAGUAUUAGCUCAGAGUAUUUUGUCGAUAUGCACAUGAGUUGAAACUCAGCAAUUUUCAGGGCCCCACAGAAUCAUCUCAGUCAGCACCACUGACAUUUAGUCUUUUAUAACAGUUUUGAAUGCAUUACAAAACAAAUCAAGCAGAUGCUCACUUUAGCGAUUAACAAUUUUUAAAACAAUAUGAGAGAGGUUGUGCCAAGUUAUGAAAUGAGCUG
Paralichthys olivaceus (Japanese flounder) is the source of this 3295-nucleotide messenger RNA. RefSeq names its product alpha-1,6-mannosylglycoprotein 6-beta-N-acetylglucosaminyltransferase B-like. Gene Ontology annotation, molecular function: alpha-1,6-mannosylglycoprotein 6-beta-N-acetylglucosaminyltransferase activity. Gene Ontology annotation, cellular component: Golgi apparatus. The record is from RefSeq and is a predicted model, not a curated record. Gene Ontology annotation, biological process: protein N-linked glycosylation. NCBI's taxonomy places the organism in Eukaryota, Metazoa, Chordata, Actinopteri, Pleuronectiformes, Paralichthyidae.